Molecule: messenger RNA, 1831 nt
Organism: Tarenaya hassleriana
Lineage: Eukaryota; Viridiplantae; Streptophyta; Magnoliopsida; Brassicales; Cleomaceae
Product: glycoprotein 3-alpha-L-fucosyltransferase A-like
Exons: 7
Coding region: 126-1658 (510 amino acids)
Cellular component (GO): membrane
Molecular function (GO): fucosyltransferase activity
Source: RefSeq, a predicted model, not a curated record
ACUUUGGUAGAUUCAAAACAGAGUUCAUAGCCAAACUCAGCUUCAUCCCAUUGACAGAAGAUUUCCCUCGCAGGACACAGCCUUCGAAGUUGAGACCUUUUGUCUUGGAUUCGUCGUUUCCUUUCAUGGGUUUUUUCUCGAAUCUUCGAGGACCCAGAAUUGGAUCGACCCAUGAUGGAUUAGCCAAGCCCAAUGGCUCUUCUUCUUCUUCUUCGUCUUCGUCGUCGUCGUCUGUGAAGAGGAAAUUAUCGAGCUUGUUGCCAAUAUGCGUGGUUUUAGUGGUUAUAAUCGAGAUCGGGUUUCUGGGUCGUCUCGAUAACGCAGCUAUCGUCGAUACCUUGACCGAUUUCUUCUCGGUCUCGCGGAUUCCAUCGUCUUCGCGCUCCGACCUGAAGACCGGGAUCGCGUCGGAGAGCUGUGAGGAGUGGUUGGAGAGAGAGGAUUCGGUGGUUUAUUCUAGGGAUUUCACAAAGGAUCCCGUCUUCGUCUCUGGUGGUGAAAAGGAGUUUCAGACAUGUUCUGUUGACUGUACAUUUGGAUUCAGUUCAGACAAGAAACCUGAUGCGGCUUUCGGAUUAGGUCAUCAGCCCGGAACACUCAGUAUAAUCCGUUCCAUGGAGUCAGCACAGUACUACCAAGAGAAUGAUCUCUCUCAGGCACGCCGGAGGGGAUACGAUGUUGUGAUGACCACCAGUCUCUCAUCUGAUGUUCCUGUCGGGUAUUUUUCGUGGGCUGAAUAUAAUAUCAUGGCUCCACCGUUACCAAAGACCGAGAAAGCUCUUGCAGCUGCUUUUAUCUCCAACUGCGGGGCUCGGAAUUUCCGGCUACAGGCACUUGAAGCCCUAAUGAAGCAUUUCAAGAUUGAUUCUUAUGGUGGUUGCCACCGGAACCGGGAUGGAAGAGUGGAUAAGGUUGAAGCUCUUAAACGCUACAAAUUCAGUUUGGCUUUCGAGAAUUCCAAUGAGGAGGAUUACGUCACCGAGAAGUUCUUCCAGUCUCUUGUUGCCGGAUCUGUCCCGGUUGUUGUUGGUGCUCCAAACAUCGAAGAAUUCGCUCCAGCUCCCGGCUCGAUCCUCCACAUUAAGAAUAUGGACGAUGUUAAGCCAGUCGCAAAGAGAAUGAAGUAUCUCGCAACUAACCCCGAAGCCUAUAAUCAGACUCUAAGGUGGAAAUAUGAGGGCCCUUCAGAUUCUUUCAAGGCGUUAGUCGAUAUGGCGGCUGUACACUCAUCUUGCCGUCUCUGCAUAUUCUUGGCGACGAAAAUCCGGGAAGAGGAAGAAGAAAAGAGCCCUAAGUUCAAGAAAAGGCUGUGCAAGUGCACCAGUGGACAAGAGACUGUAUACCAUUUGUAUGUAAGAGAAAGGGGUCGCUUCGACAUGGAAUCCAUCUUCUUGAGGAGCGGAAAUCUGACUCUAGAGGCUCUGAAAUCUGCGAUUCUCGAGAAAUUCAAGUCUAUGAAGCAUGAGCCGGUGUGGAAGAACGAACGGCCUAGAGGUUUAAGAGGAGAAGACGACGAGCUGAGAGUGUAUCGGAUAUACCCUCUUGGCCUCACUCAACGAGACGCGUUGUAUAACUUCAGAUUCGAGGGCGGGGACUCGGGUUUCAGGACACACUUGGAGAGUAACCCUUGUGCCCGAUUUGAAGUCAUCUUCGUCUAGUUGUCUGGACAUUUACAUGAGAAAAAGAAGACGCUUCAAGUGAGGAAUGUGGUUUUUAGCUUUAGGAAGGCAACUGGUAGCAUGGAGAUGUUUUUGGUAGAUGUAAGAUCUGAUAAUAUGAUUCUCGGUUAUUGUAUUAUUAUAUUUUUUUUAUAUUACAUAUUGUUGGAUUA